AACGUUUUUUGCAUAACCCUGUCAGAGGUCGCUUUACAAAGGAAAGCACUGUGGGGGAUGAGGCAUUGGAUGUAUACCUGGAAACAAACCCUGUGCAGGAUGGAUAUUAAGAUUUACAAGGCCUCCCUGAUAUGCCUUCUAUUUGUCAUAUUGAAAGAGUCGUGGGCAAAGACUGCCAUUCCCACAGAUCAUAGGACGGCUCCCAGUACCGCUACCACUCCCACUGUAGCUGAAAGCACAGCAACCACAGUUGCUAACUCCACCCCGGGAAAUUUCUUAGAGCAAACCACAAACUGGCACAGCACCAAGACCAAUUCAGUCAACUCCACUGCAUCAGAAAUAAGAACAACAGCUUUCACUGAGAAGUCGACAAAGAUUCAAACCAAUCCUGCAUCUACUCCAGCGUCAUCUACCAGAAUGCCACAAAACCCUAAAGCUGUUGUCUGGGAUCCAAAGUGGGACAAACCAUUCACCUAUGACUAUGAAUCUCUGCGAUAUGCUGGCUUAAUAAUUGCUGGUGUACUUUUCGUUAUGGGGAUUAUGAUCAUUGGCUGUGGCAAGGUCUGUCGGCUGCCCAAGUGUCACAAGAAGUCAUCAAAGUCAUAUCGUGUGGUGCAAGGAUAAGCAAACGUGCAAACAUUGGCAGCCAUGGAAAGGUUCAAGAAAUUACGCAGAUCUCUGUGCAUUCGGGGGAAAAAUACUCUGCUAACACCUGGCAACAUGUUUGUGCGUGGAGAGACAGACAACGUGCUGCUUGGUUACCGUCGUGGGAGUUUGAGUAAACAAAUCUUGAUGCAAACUAUUAAGUGGAAAAACUGGAACCUGUUGCCUCUGUAAAACAAAACUGCACUGGAAUGUAAUUUAAUUUUUAAUAAAAUAAAAGCUCCAUUUUAGUUCAUAGAAGCUGUUAUAAAACUAGACUUAUUCUAGUGGUAUGUUGUUUUGAAAACGUUUAUAACUAAAAGUCAAAAGCAAUAAACACAUUUACAGACUUAAGAAUCGCAACUACUCUUUACACAUGAGAAUUAUGAAUGAAGCGUACACAUGAAAAUAAAAAUAAUUUUUUUUUUUUUUUAAGUUUCGAAGCUGAACUUUAAAAAAGUAUGUAUGUUAUAUGAGAAAAGUCUUAUUAUAAACAAUCACUGGCACAAUAUCAUUGCAUACAUAUGGUAUUUCAAUUACACAAACAACAGAUUAAGUUUUAUAGCACAUUUAAUGUCAAAAUAUGGACAAAAAUCCCACCAUAGAUUUAUAUAUUUACAUAAUUUUCCCCAUUCUAAUCGCCAUUAGAACUAAUAAAAGGUGUCUUUGUCUGUGCAAAUUGAUGAUGGUAUUUUUGGAAGAUAUUAACACAUCAAUUACUAGUUCUGAAAAUUACAUGAAUACCUCAUUAAAUGUCUUUGGCAUAGAAAUACAUAUAAAAAAGUGCAGCGUUGAUUUAAACUUAUUGCUAUAAUAAAACAUGAAUACAUAUUUUACAGACUUUUGCAAUCAUCAGAAUUCCUCACAAAAGAUAACCCUUAAGCCAUUUUUAUUACUUUGAAAAAUACAAGUUUUACUUAGUAAAUAUAUUCUACUUAAACUUAACUCAUGACCUCCAUGCUUUUAUCGUUGAAUACUCAAGCACUUCUCAAAUUUGCAUUAACCAAUGAUUUCUAACAUGACUGCAAAAUGGGUUACAAACAUUAAAAGGUGUUUAAAACUUUUUUCCUAGAUAAACUGCAGCAACAACCAUAACGGGUUAGAUUAAAUGCA
Messenger RNA from Cyprinodon variegatus (sheepshead minnow), 1755 nucleotides. It is a transcript of the gene fxyd5, whose product is annotated as FXYD domain-containing ion transport regulator 5-like. The coding region runs from base 58 to 624 and encodes 188 amino acids. The transcript has 10 exons. The record is from RefSeq and is a predicted model, not a curated record. Lineage: Eukaryota; Metazoa; Chordata; Actinopteri; Cyprinodontiformes; Cyprinodontidae. Gene Ontology annotation, molecular function: sodium channel regulator activity. Gene Ontology annotation, biological process: regulation of sodium ion transmembrane transporter activity. Gene Ontology annotation, cellular component: membrane.